UUGUUCUCGCGAGAAGAAACGAGACUUCCCGCGGUAUCAGGGGUUGGAAACCCCGUAUCACCCUCUUCCCUUCGCUGUUCACAAGCAAGAUGCCAGGCGUUACAGUGAAAGACGUCAACCAGCAGGAGUUUGUCCGUGCCCUGGCUGCUUUUCUGAAAAAGUCAGGAAAGCUAAAGGUGCCUGACUGGGUGGACCUUGUUAAACUGGGUAAGCACAAGGAGCUUGCUCCCAGUGAUGAGAACUGGUUCUACAUCAGAGCAGCAUCCACUGUUCGCCACCUGUAUCUUCGAGGAGGUGCCGGCGUUGGCUCCAUGACCAAGAUCUAUGGUGGUCGCAAGAGGAACGGAGUGUGCCCUGCUCACCACAGCGUUGGCUCAAAGAAUGUGGCUCGCAAGGUGCUGCAGGCUCUUGAGCUGCUUAAGAUGAUUGAAAAGAGUCCCAAUGGUGGCCGCAGACUAACCCCUUCGGGAACCAGAGACCUGGACCGAAUUGCUGGACAGGUCGCAGCUGCAAACAAGAAAUCUGCUUAAUAAAUUUUUGAACAAAGUCAAA
This is a messenger RNA of Oryzias melastigma (Indian medaka), 552 nucleotides long. RefSeq names its product ribosomal protein S19 (gene rps19). The record is from RefSeq and is a predicted model, not a curated record. The transcript has 6 exons. Lineage: Eukaryota; Metazoa; Chordata; Actinopteri; Beloniformes; Adrianichthyidae. Bases 90 to 530 code for a protein of 146 amino acids. Gene Ontology annotation, molecular function: RNA binding; structural constituent of ribosome. Gene Ontology annotation, cellular component: cytosolic small ribosomal subunit; ribosome. Gene Ontology annotation, biological process: ribosomal small subunit assembly; translation.